Messenger RNA from Aspergillus nomiae NRRL 13137, 1182 nucleotides. RefSeq names its product putative HLH DNA binding protein (Penr2). Gene Ontology annotation, molecular function: DNA-binding transcription factor activity; protein dimerization activity. Gene Ontology annotation, cellular component: nucleus. The transcript is spliced from 3 exons. Lineage: Eukaryota; Fungi; Ascomycota; Eurotiomycetes; Eurotiales; Aspergillaceae. The coding region runs from base 298 to 1182 and encodes 294 amino acids. The record is from RefSeq and is a predicted model, not a curated record.
CACUCUCUACCUCAACAUCAAUACUGAUCAGCAAUAUUCACGCUUUUCUAUUGAUUGAAUGAUUUUCUAUCUAAAUUGACAUUUCCCAUCAUAUUUUAACACAGCUCAUUCUGCUUUCUAUGAGAAUUGCAUCUGCACUACUGACCAUUGAGCUGCGAUCACUGACAAGAACACAUGUUCAUAGAUCACUCACUCAACAAUAGAUUGGUGUCAGUAGCUGUGCAGGAGCGUGGUUCCCCAAUCUUAUCUCAGUUCUACCUUAUCUAGCAGGGUAGUUCACUUGUAAUACUCGGCGUCAUGUCCGAUCCCUCAUUGGGUGCCACUGAUGGCUUGAACAAUAAGCGAAAGCGCGAAAGCACUGACAGCACCGGGCCUGAUGCUCAGCGAUUGAACCGCUCCUCCAACGGAAGUAACGGCAGUAUCCCAGCCCCAGACACCCAACCUACUUUCGGCCAUGCUUCUCUCGGGUCUUACGAUACCCAUGGCCUCCCUGGUGCAGCAUCCGAGCUUAAUAUUGACCAGCAAAUUCUCCAACAUGUCGGUCCGCAGAACGGUAUCUCUGAUGAGAAUGCUCUGACAGCUAAAGCUGCUUUAGCCGCGCACCAACCGCAGAACAAAUACCCACCUCCCCCAGACGCGACAUUCGACAGUAGCCUUCCACAUGGCCUGACGUUCGGAGAUGAAAUGGGCCAAGCGAUAGGUGGCGCUCAUGGUCACAAUUCUACUGCUGCUGCUGUUUAUGCUGCGCGUGAAGCACAAAGCAUGAACCAAAAGCCCUCCGUUGGGUCGCCGGAAUGGCAUCAAAUCCGCAAGAACAAUCACAAAGAAGUGGAACGCCGACGCCGUGAGGCGAUUAAUGAAGGUAUCAAUCAGAUUGCUCGUCUUGUUCCAAACUGCGACAAGAACAAGGGUGCUAUUCUGCAACGCGCGAUCGAGUACAUCUGUCAGCUUCAUGACGAAAAGAAGGCAAUGAGCGAGCGAUGGGAGCAGAACAACAUGACUACGAGUCAUGCCAUCAACGAGAUCAGCGCACAAAACUCCAAAUUAAAAGUCGAGGUCAAUCGCCGCGGAGACAUUGCGCUCAAGUGGUUGCAACGCUGUCGCGAUGCGGGCCUCGAAUUCGACGAUUAUGAGGAGGCCAAGGAGCUGGAACCUCUGGAGGUUGAUCAGGGCCAGGUUUGA